Lodderomyces parapsilosis is the source of this 603-nucleotide messenger RNA. Its product is annotated as sterol transporter. The coding region runs from base 1 to 603 and encodes 200 amino acids. Gene Ontology annotation, biological process: intracellular sterol transport. Lineage: Eukaryota; Fungi; Ascomycota; Pichiomycetes; Serinales; Debaryomycetaceae. The transcript has a single exon. The record is from RefSeq and is a predicted model, not a curated record. Gene Ontology annotation, molecular function: sterol binding.
AUGGUUGCUUUUACUAAGAUUGCCUUUACAACUGUCGCAACGUUAACUGCAGUCAAUUCACUUUCGCUCUUUAAUGAGUACGUCGACCGUGCCCUUGCCGUGUUCAAUACACCCAGUGACCUCAAUUCCCAAUAUGAUCUUCAACAACAAAACUUCUUCCAUGUUGCCAAUGAAGCCCACGCCAAUGAUGAUACUAAGCCUGUACCAGGCAAGUCUCCAAUUGAGGUAUGUGACUACUCCAGUAAACAGCUUUUAACCCUUGAUGAAAUUACUAUUUCACCUAAUCCACCUGAAGCUGGGGCCAAUUUGACAUUUACUGCCAAAGGUACUCUUGACAAGACUAUAACCGAUGGUGCUUAUGUCGAAGUUGAUGUUCGUUAUGGAUUCAUCAAGUUGAUUCACCAAACCUAUGACAUUUGUAAAGAAAUCACCAAGGUCGAUUUAGAGUGUCCCAUUGAAAAGGGGAAACAAGUGAUUACAAAAGAGGUUGAAAUUCCCGAGGAAGUUCCACCUGGAAAGUAUUUGGUCACCGCUAGAGCUUUUACAAAAGAUGAUGAGUAUAUUACUUGUUUGACUGCAACAGUUGAGUUUCCCUACCAAUAA